Messenger RNA from Olea europaea var. sylvestris, 1056 nucleotides. RefSeq lists its product as uncharacterized. NCBI's taxonomy places the organism in Eukaryota, Viridiplantae, Streptophyta, Magnoliopsida, Lamiales, Oleaceae. Gene Ontology annotation, molecular function: nucleic acid binding; zinc ion binding. The record is from RefSeq and is a predicted model, not a curated record. The coding region runs from base 1 to 1056 and encodes 351 amino acids. The transcript is spliced from 2 exons.
AUGUCGAGACAACAACAAAAUCAAGGUACGAUCAUCAGAGAUUUGCUAAGGGUGGUACAGGAUUUGGGUAGGCAACAAGCACAGGGUGGUCCCCGUGGUACAAACGCUAACAACACCAGCUCAAUCGUGGAACAGUUCCGUCGCUACAAACCCCCAACCUUCGAUGGUAAGGCAGACCCACUAGCAGCUGAAGAAUGGAUAAGAGGAAUGGAGCGAAUCUUCAAACAUCUAUCUUGCACUGAUGCUCAAAAGGUGUUAUGUGCAGAAUUUAUGUUGGUUGACGCGGCAGGCCAUUGGUGGGAGUCAGCAUCUCGCACUAGAACAGAAGCACAACAACGUGCUCUGACUUGGACGCAAUUUAAGGAGGAAAUGAUGGGAAAAUACUUCCCACAAGUCCUGAGGGAUCGUAAGGAGACAGAAUUCGUUCAACUCAGACAAGGAAAGACGAAACUUGAAGAAUAUGAAAGAAAAUUCGAACAACUCUCAAGAUAUGCACCACACCUAGUGGAUACUGAAGCAAAGAAAGCAAGGAGGUUCGAACUUGGAUUGCGUCCUGAGAUUGGUGGAAUAAUGGCAUCCCACCAAUUCACCACCUAUAGGCACGUUUUGCAAACUGCCCAAGCAAUCUCAAAUAGGUUGGAAAUAGAUCAAAUUCCCCAGCAAGGGGCCGAGUUAUCAGGAAAGAGGAAGUGGAAUGGGUCCAAUGAAGGGAAGGGAGAGGGACAGAACAAAAAGGUUAAUUUUGGAUCAAGUUUUGGACAAGCCAUUUCACCAUGUCCAAAGUGCAAUAAAAUGCAUAGUGGUGAAUGCUUGUUUGGGAAGCAUGUGUGCUAUCGAUGCGGUAAAACAAGGCAUAUUUCCAAAAAUUGCAAAGAAGACCCCUUGAAGAAGAAUGAUGAACAAGAAAAGAAGGGAAAGGCCCGAGUUUUUGCUUUAGCCCAGGAACGGACAACAGAAGACCCGAACGAAGGUAAUUUCGAGGACGAAAUUAUUUUAAGGGGAUUAGUUCGGGUCAAUUCGAGCAGUGGAGAAUUGGUGAUGCGGGCUGCCAAGUGA